CUUUCUAUAAGCUUGGUUUAAAACAACAGCAAAAACCCCACAGAGAAACCGCUGCAGGGAUGGAGGGACAGCUGGAGGUGACAGAGUAUCCACAAGACCUUCCUGAAGCUCUGCCCCUCAAGGAAGCACUAUAAGGAGGCCACACUGACCAUGGACCAGGUCAGCUCCCUUCCUGCUCUGAGGGUCAACCCUUUCAGAGACCGAAUCUGCAGGGUGUUCUCCCACAAUGGCGUGUUCUCUUUCGAAGAUGUCCUGGGCAUGGCGUCGGUGUUCAGUGAGCAGGCCUGCCCCAGCCUGAAGAUCGAAUAUGCCUUUCGCAUCUAUGAUUUUAACGAGAACGGCUUCAUCGACGAGGAAGACCUCCAGAAAAUUGUGCUAAGGCUGCUGAAAAGUGACGACGUGUCUGAGGAUCUGCUGAUGGACGUCACGCACCACGUCCUGAGCGAGUCAGAUCUGGACAAUGACAACAUGCUGUCCUUCUCCGAGUUUGAACAUGCAAUGGCCAAAUCUCCAGAUUUCAUGAACUCCUUUCGGAUUCAUUUCUGGGGAUGUUGAUAUGGAGGUACCCUCUGGCCCAGCAGCCUCAAGGAAGACGACUGGACCUCCCCUGCACCCUGGCA
Molecule: messenger RNA, 620 nt
Organism: Chionomys nivalis (European snow vole)
Lineage: Eukaryota; Metazoa; Chordata; Mammalia; Rodentia; Cricetidae
Gene: Cib4
Product: calcium and integrin binding family member 4
Exons: 6
Coding region: 151-555 (134 amino acids)
Molecular function (GO): calcium ion binding
Source: RefSeq, a predicted model, not a curated record